AUUGCGGCGGCGCGGUGAGAUCGAAAUGGCGACCGAGGGAGACGUGGAGCUCGAGUUAGAGACUGAGACCAGCGGCCCUGAGCGGCCUCCCGAGAAGCCAAGGAAACAUGACAGUGGUGCUGCUGACCUAGAGCGGGUUACUGACUAUGCGGAGGAGAAAGAGAUCCAGAGUUCGAAUCUUGAGACGGCUAUGUCCGUCAUUGGAGACAGACGGUCCAGGGAGCAAAAGGCCAAACAGGAGCGGGAGAAGGAACUGGCGAAGGUCACUAUCAAGAAGGAAGAUCUGGAGUUGAUAAUGACAGAAAUGGAGAUCUCUCGAGCAGCAGCCGAAAGGAGCUUGAGGGAACACAUGGGCAAUGUGGUGGAGGCUCUUAUUGCCCUAACCAACUGAUAAAGUGUGUUUAGACAUUCUGGACUGAUUUACGGAAAUAAAGUGUUCUGUUUUGCUGUUUUUUUUUUUUUUUUUUUUCCAGUUUUAUCCCAGAUCAAAUGCAUUAUAUAUCCUAUUUUAUUGUCAGUUUCUAUGUUGGACCUUGAUGAAACCGUAUGAACAAUCAGUGUAAAGAAGUACCUAAUGUUCAAAUACAGGCUCUGUUUUUAUUACCCUUA
Rattus norvegicus (Norway rat) is the source of this 609-nucleotide messenger RNA. RefSeq names its product Huntingtin interacting protein K (gene Hypk). The transcript has 4 exons. Lineage: Eukaryota; Metazoa; Chordata; Mammalia; Rodentia; Muridae. Bases 26 to 391 code for a protein of 121 amino acids. Gene Ontology annotation, biological process: protein folding. The record is from RefSeq and is marked validated.